CCCGCCGCCGCUCCCCCCACCCCCCGGACACCGCCUCCAGGGAGCCCUCCGGAGCGCCAUGGGGUCCCCCGGCUCCCCCUACCCGAAGCCGGGCGCCGUCCCCGACUACGUCAACUACGACAUCAUCAUCCGGCAUUACAACUACACGGGCAAGCUGAACCCCGGCGCCGAGAGCCAGCUGAAGCUGACCUCCGUCCUGUUCAUCGUCAUCUGCUGCUUCAUCAUCCUGGAGAACAUCUUCGUCCUGCUGACCAUCUGGAAGACCAAGAAGUUCCACCGGCCCAUGUACUAUUUCAUCGGCAACCUGGCCCUGUCGGACCUGCUGGCCGGCGUGGCCUACAUGGCCAACCUCCUGCUGUCCGGCGCCACCACCUACACGCUGACCCCGGCCCAGUGGUUCCUCCGGGAGGGCAGCAUGUUCGUGGCCCUGUCCGCCUCGGUGUUCAGCUUGCUGGCCAUCGCCAUCGAGCGCUACAUCACCAUGUUCAAGAUGAAACUGCACAACGGCAGCAACAGCGUCCGCUCCUUCCUCCUCAUCAGCGGCUGCUGGGUGGUCUCGCUGGUCCUCGGCGGGCUGCCCAUCAUGGGCUGGAACUGCAUCAACGAGCUGCAGAGCUGCUCCACCGUGCUGCCCCUCUACCAUAAGCACUAUAUCCUCUUCUGCACCACCGUCUUUACCCUGCUCCUGCUGUCCAUCGUCAUCCUCUACUGCCUCAUCUACUCCCUGGUCAAGACGCGCAGCCGCCGGCUCACCUUCCGCAAGAACGCGUCCAAGGCCAGCCGGAGCUCGGAGAAGUCGCUGGCCCUCCUCAAGACGGUCAUCAUCGUCCUGAGCGCCUUCAUCGCCUGCUGGGCCCCCCUCUUCAUCCUGCUCCUCCUGGAUGUGGGGUGCAAGGUCAAGACUUGCUCCAUCCUCUUCAAGGCGGAGUAUUUCCUGGUGCUGGCCGUGCUCAACUCGGCCACCAACCCCAUCAUCUACACGCUGACCAACAAGGAGAUGCGCCGGGCCUUCACCCGGAUUAUAUGCUGCUGCAAGUGCCCGCCCGCGGACUCCGGGGGCAAGGUCAAGUGGCCCAUCGUCGGCGGGAUGGAGGUCAGCCGCAGCAAGUCCGACAACUCCUCCCACCCGCAGAAGGACGAGGGUGACUGCCCAGAGACUAUCAUGUCCUCCGGGAAUGUCAAUUCCUCUUCCUAACCCUGAAAGAACCCGGGGUUGGCGGAGGGUGGUCCCGAGCCAAGGCCUCACCCAACAAUCCCCACUCUUUCGUCUCGGAAAGAGGCCCGGCCGGGAGGCCGGGGGAGGGUCAGCGGGGACCAGAGGGCUCCAGGAAUGGAGGGAGGGAAGGAGCCGGCUGGUGGUGCCACCGUCGAGGCCGUGGCGGCGGGUGAUGAUACCGCAGCUCGACUUCCGGCACGUGGCAUCCUGGCGAGGGUGCAGACGCCCUUGGAAGGAUGGAACGUUCUGGCUCCAGAUCCAUUUCCUUGCCCCCCCGGAGCCCGUUUUGACUUUGCACUGAGACUGAGGUCCAGCAUCGUCAGACCACCGAAGGUCUCGGCUGGCAGCUCCUCCAAGACUCACUCGCUAGACGUCCCCACGUGAAAGCAGCUCCAUGUCUGCAUCGUUGGGUUGGGUCUCGUGGGGGGUGGAGGAGGGAGGAGGGGACGAGGGAAACAUGGUGUCUUCCUGGCCCCUUGCUGUGGGUUUAGCACCCCAAGCCGGCAUCUCCCAUCUCUGCUCAGAGCUCUUGGAGAACAGUUUGGUCCUUGCCAGGGAAUGGAACCGAUUUCCUCACAGACCUAACGGCGAUCACCCAGCACGAUGUGAUUCUAGAUGGUGCCGGGUAGAUGGGUGGCAUCCUUUUCCAGAGAAGGAGUGGAGGUGGUUUUCAGACAAAGGGAAAUUCCUUUCUCCAAGUCUUAGGUCAUAGGUUCUGUUCUGUGGGAUCCUCUUGGAGCCUCCUUCCCUGGUUUCCCCUAACUAUCGGGACAGUUAUUCACGGGGAGGGCCAUCGCCUAAACGGAGCCCCGGUUGGAGUUCUUAGGCAGGCAGCGGUUUCUCUCCAACUUGGAAACCCGUGGGACUCUGUCCUCGGUUUUCUUCCCAAGUUAAAAACUUACUGGAAAGUUGAAAUGCAGUUCAUUUGAAUUUUCUACUUGAGUAGUUUCACUCUGAUUUCGAAAUGCACUUGUCUAAGAAAACGUAAGGUCGUUCGGGCGCGUCGUUUUGAGGUUUGUGGUGGAUAAGAGUGUGCAGGGCGGUGCCGACAGAGGGAGAUUCGAUCAGUGUGGGCAAAGGACUACUUUUCUGUGUCUCUGAAUGUAGCUGUUACGGCAUGGGUUCUUUUACUGGAUAUUUCUAACUUUGGGUUAACCAAGUUGAAGGAGAAAAUGCUAACAACAUGCAGGACCCUUUGUGCCUAUAGAGCAUUACUAUCACAUACAGGGGAGCCUGUAGUAGCUCAGGCCAGUCAUUGGAGAGGUGUAGAAUUGUUGAUUUGUAAAAAGAAAUAUAUAUAUAUAUCUAUCUAUCUAUCUAUUAUACAUGUGUAUAAAAAGAUAGGUAUAUAUCGCUGCACCUGUAGAUUUUCAGUGCAAUUAAACUGAGAUUGUUUUUCUUGUUAAAAUAGUAUUUAAAGUGUUUCUGACUCUUACGUUUCAAUUUGCACAUAGCUUUAUCAACUUUUGAACAUUAAUAAACUGAUUUUUUUUUUAA
This is a messenger RNA of Ornithorhynchus anatinus (platypus), 2713 nucleotides long. It is a transcript of the gene S1PR1, whose product is annotated as sphingosine-1-phosphate receptor 1. Lineage: Eukaryota; Metazoa; Chordata; Mammalia; Monotremata; Ornithorhynchidae. Gene Ontology annotation, molecular function: sphingosine-1-phosphate receptor activity. The transcript has a single exon. The record is from RefSeq and is a predicted model, not a curated record. Gene Ontology annotation, biological process: sphingosine-1-phosphate receptor signaling pathway; angiogenesis. The coding region runs from base 59 to 1195 and encodes 378 amino acids. Gene Ontology annotation, cellular component: membrane.